CCGAAACGACACAAGCAAAGAUCAUGGUACAGGAUACCGUUAAGCUAGACUCGAUAUCGCUAGCAGAUGUCUUGCAGCACGUAAAAGAAGGCGCGAAAGGGACUGAGUUACAUUUACAUCGGUCUGGACUAAACCCCAGUCUGGCGGUGCAACUUGCGGACUUUUUGGAGACCAAUGCGACCCUCACGCACGUAGAUCUGACAGGGAAUCGACUGGGUGAGCAUGGAGCAGGUUGUCUAGCCACGUCGUUGAUGAAGAACAGUACCGUCAAGAGUCUGGUAUUGGAUGACUGUGGAUUGACGAGCGAGGCGUUGAAAGAAUGGGUCGUCUUCUUCCGAUCCGGUACCAACACGACACUACGUCACCUCAGUCUAGCACACAACCAGAUCGACGACGAUGGAGCUGAAGCUCUCGGUGCAAUGCUACAAGCUGCUAAUACACGAAACAUGCUCUUCGAUCUGCGUGGUAAUGAUCUAUCAACUCACGGAUUACAAAUUUUAGCCGAUGCCAUGAAAAAUUCAUGUCCGGCUUCAGUCACUACCGUUCAGGUGGCGGGCAACCAGGACGAUGACGAGCCGGAAGCUGAAGUGUAUCGGACGAGGAUGGAAUUCUACUUGCAUAAGAAUAUGGCUGCGAUCGAGAGAGAAACUCUUUUUGAAUCUAUCAAAAAGAUUGAACUGUCGUCGCUGGAGCUGGUGGUGUGUCAUUUCCAGCACAUUGUAUUGACAAUUGCCGAGGCGGAUUCUCUUGGUGCUGCACUGCGGGGUAACCAUUCGGUCAUGGAACUAAGACUAGAAGAUAACGCUUUGCCCGAAGAGGGUACACGACGUAUACUACGUGCACUUCGCACUAAUCGGAGUGUACGUACGUUGUCACUCGUGGACAACAACAUCGGCGACGGUGGAUUUCGUGAACUGAGUGAACUGCUUCGAGUACCGACAACAACGCUUAGAGCCGUCACGAUUGCCAACCCAACGCAGUUGACCCCUGGAAAUGGGUUGGAGGUCAUCGCUCCACGCACAGGCAGUUCGCUUCAUUACACAUUUGCAAAUUACGCUCUACUAACAUCACUUUCGCUUGCAAAUUGUGGACUGGACGAUCUUAUGGUUGGCGUCUUGGUCUCUGGUAUCGCUUGGAGUGGACGUAUCGAAGCUCUUGACCUGCAACGCAACAGCUUUGGUGACCGCAGUGCUUACGUUUUGGUACAGAUGAUGCAGCGCUGCGUGCGUCUGUAUCGGCUAGAUCUGUCCGGCAAUGAUUUUACUCUCAGUGGUUUAUCACCGCUGCUCCCUGCCGUUUCCUCUCAUCCACAGCUUCGUAUGCUGCUCUUGGGUCGCUUUCCUAGUUGUGAGCAGUGCACGCUGGAUCAUAUUAUCAAUGCAGUAGAGCAAAAUCAAACGCUUGUUCAGUUGGAACUGACAACGACACACCGUCAUACGAGUACGAGCGAGCGCAUUGCUAGUCUCAAUACUCGUCUGCGUGCGGUUCAUGGCGAAGACUUCGAGCGAGAGAGGCAACAGCGAAAAGAGCAAGCGGAGAUACAUGAAAAGUGGUGUCGACAACGGGCUAUCGUGCACCAACUAGCAAGAACGCUGGUCGAUAACCUUGCACGCCAUACGUCAAGAUGAAUAAAACUGUUCUGCUCAUACAAGUAAUACAUUUAACGAUACUCGAC
Messenger RNA from Phytophthora nicotianae INRA-310, 1675 nucleotides. RefSeq lists its product as hypothetical. The record is from RefSeq and is a predicted model, not a curated record. Lineage: Eukaryota; Oomycota; Peronosporomycetes; Peronosporales; Peronosporaceae. Gene Ontology annotation, molecular function: protein binding. The transcript has 2 exons. Bases 24 to 1628 code for a protein of 534 amino acids.